AUGCGGCGGCACUUGUCAUGUCAAGGCGACAUUGUGCUUUACACCAGCGAUGAGAAAUUCCCCCGCCUUGUCAUCCCAACCGCCCUCAGACGCACCGUGCUCGCCAAUCUCCACGCUGGUCAUCAGGGCAGAGACUCAAUGCUUCGCAGAGCCAGGCAGUCUGUAUACUGGCCCGGCAUCGAUGCAGAAGUGGAGCAAAAACGACGCCAGUGCCAGAUGUGCGAGACGCACGCGCCCUCUCAACCAGCCGAGCCGCUCCUGCCCACCCCACCACCCCAGUUCCCAUUUCAACAAGCCGUGGCCGACCUGUUUCACCUACAAGGCAAUGUGUACAUCGCAUACGCAGACAGGCUGACAGGCUGGCUAGAAGUGGAACACCUGUCUGGGGAAGCCACCAGCUCCCGCCUCAUCACGUUGUUCCGGCGGUGGUUCACACGCUUCGGCAUCCCUGAAGAGUUCUCAUGUGACGGGGGCACCAACCUCACCAGCCACGAAUCGAGGAGGUUCUUGGAGGACUGA
Scylla paramamosain (green mud crab) is the source of this 519-nucleotide messenger RNA. RefSeq lists its product as uncharacterized. The record is from RefSeq and is a predicted model, not a curated record. Gene Ontology annotation, biological process: DNA integration. The transcript has a single exon. Bases 1 to 519 code for a protein of 172 amino acids. Gene Ontology annotation, molecular function: nucleic acid binding. NCBI's taxonomy places the organism in Eukaryota, Metazoa, Arthropoda, Malacostraca, Decapoda, Portunidae.